UGUUCCAGCUCCAACCAACAUGCCCCCCGCGCCGACAACGGCGCAUAAGCGUCCAUGGCCAUCAUCGACACCCCCGGCGCUUCUCAUUGCUGUGGUUGAUCUGCAUCCGCUAGCAUGGUCGCUCCUCUCGAACCUGCAGCCAAUACCUUCCUCUCCAAGCCAUGAGAAGGAGAAGGCGCCCAUCGCUCCGUUGACUCUCGGCGAGUUCGCGACCAACCUCAUGGUAUUUCUCAAUGCGCAUUUGGCCAGCCGGUGGGGUAACGAGGUUGUGGUGUACGGUGCGACAGCAGGCAAGGCUGUACUCCUUUACCCGCAACCUGGGGAGCCAUCUACGCCGCAGCCCAACUUCUACCAGCCGUUCCAGAUGCUGGACUCACGCUUCGAGGAGCAGCUCAAGGCGGUUUUUGCUGCCGAGGAGGAGCGGCUAGCUGAGGUUGAAGGGAAGGGGUUGAACGACCCACCAGCUCUGGUAUCGGCGUUGACGAAGGCGCUGUGCUAUAUCAACCGCCUCCGCCCUCCCGAGGUGCACUCGACGGGGAUGGCGAUCGUUGACGACGGCAAAAGCUCGAAUCCUGAGCAACCGGAGUCCCGUAUCCUCGUGCUAAAUGCGACACCGGGUGGCGCUGAGGAUGAGGCUGCGCUGAACGGCAAGACGGCCAAGGCGUCCGGCGGGAGCGGCGGGCAGCGCGGUUACGUCGGCCUAAUGAACUGUGUCUUUGCGGCGCAGAAGGCGCACAUCCCCAUCGACGUCCUCACCCUCCCGCCGGAGAGCACCAAGACAUCACCGCCCAUCUUCCUGCAGCAGGCGGCCCACCUUACAGGUGGCAUCUACUGGCGGUGGAACGGGCGCGGCGGGAUCUUGCAGUACCUUCACUCGCUAUACCUUCCCCCGCCCUCGCUGCGGAAGCGGCCGUUCACCCAGCCGCCGCAGGACGCUGUCGACUUCCGCGCCGUGUGUUUCUGCCACCAGGAUGUCGUCGAUGUUGGUUUUGUGUGCAGCGUGUGUCUGAGCAUCUUCUGCCAGCCCAAGCCUGUGUGCCCGAUGUGCAAGACCAAGUUUCCGCGCAACGCGUGGGGGACGCUCAAGGAGCUGGCGGCGAAUGUGGAGCCAAUCCCUCUGCCCAAUACCGUGCCGGCGCCCUUACAGAAGAAGCAGCGGCCGGCCACGAACGGGGCGUCGAACGGGCCUCCCCCCGGCGCCGAGGUGAUCGAGAUUCUCUAGACUGUAUACUAGAUGUAUGUGUAGCCGAC
This is a messenger RNA of Cutaneotrichosporon oleaginosum, 1251 nucleotides long. RefSeq lists its product as uncharacterized. Gene Ontology annotation, cellular component: transcription factor TFIIH core complex; transcription factor TFIIH holo complex. The record is from RefSeq and is a predicted model, not a curated record. Gene Ontology annotation, biological process: regulation of DNA-templated transcription; nucleotide-excision repair. Lineage: Eukaryota; Fungi; Basidiomycota; Tremellomycetes; Trichosporonales; Trichosporonaceae.